This is a messenger RNA of Aphanomyces astaci, 2888 nucleotides long. RefSeq lists its product as hypothetical. The transcript has 2 exons. Lineage: Eukaryota; Oomycota; Saprolegniomycetes; Saprolegniales; Verrucalvaceae. Gene Ontology annotation, molecular function: nucleic acid binding. The record is from RefSeq and is a predicted model, not a curated record. The coding region runs from base 30 to 2804 and encodes 924 amino acids.
CACCAUUGCCGCCACCACCAAGGACAAUCAUGUUGCGAGCAGGGACGCGUGUCGUACCUUCGUUCACGCGACCUAGGCAGCAGCACCUAUGGAGGCCGAUGCAAUCAGUACUCCAUCAUAGUUUGUUUAGCACAUGGGACCACAAGCGCGAGAAGCCACCCCAGCCACCGAGAACGUCAUCGAUCUACCGCAAGGAUGCAGGCAACUCGAGCACCAUCACACCGCUCGUGCACCUUCCUCAUUCAAGCAGCACCUCCGUGCUCCACCACGACGCGUCAACUGCUAAUGAUGGCGAGUCCACAAAUGCCGUGCCGCUGCUAGAAGAGGCACUGCAUCCGUUCCACAGCGUCCACACGGACAUGAACUACGACGUCGAGAGCAAUGCGUUGCGCAUGGGGUUUCCCCACUACAAGAACGAGUAUGUCGAGGAGCCAGGCGACGAGAUCCGCGAGGAACUGCGCGAAGAAGCCACCCUCAUGGCGGAGCGCGUGCUGUGCCGCAUCCGGCGCACCAUGGGCGAGCGCGAGACCAACAAGGUGUUGCGCAAGUUGAGCUCGUACACGACCAACCCCCGCCCGACGCGGUACUCGGUGGCCAAGUUCUUUGGCAGUUUGGAGAUCAUGAUGCAAGCCGACCACGCCGACGAAUACACAUACCUGCGGGCGUUUCUGUGUGGGAAAGACUCUGAGAAAGCCGCGAUGGACACGGCGUCGCUCCUGCAUCCAGACCACCCCCUCUACCACGACCUGUGCGCCGUAAUCCUCGUGCAUUGCAAGCGCGCAUGCUCCACGACACUGGCCCGGGUCCCGAACUCGACGUUGCCGUUUGUAAAGCGCCAGAUGCUGCGGCUACUCCAGGCCAAAGGCUGGGACGCCAUGGUGUCGUACGCAGGCUUGCUGCAUGUCCCCAGAGACCGCAAUGACAGCUGCUUAAAGCCGGACGACAAUGAAUGGAUCGCGCUCACGUUGGAGGACGACCUCGCCGAGUUUGACCGCGAUCUGGACGAUGCCAAGGCGUUGCUGGCAAACGUACGCCGCCACGGCGACCUAAGCCAUCACGACGUGGAAAAGUUGCUUAGCGUUAUGGUCGCGUACGUGAAAAUGGCCAAAGCCCAUCGAGACAUAUUGCACCUCCUCGUAUGUGAGUUUCAAAACACGUGCCACGUCGUCGUUGCGCCGACGACGACUACUAGUAAUACUAGUAGUACGAACCACCGCCGACACACAAACAACCACGAAACCCACGACACGUGGGUGGCGUCGGUGGUCGAGUACUUGUCGUCUGGCCGCGUCCAUCUACCCAACAUCCAAGCCGCCGAAGGCUUUGCCGCAGACCUUGUCCACCAUCGGCACCGCAGCGACGCCGCCAUCCGCCUCCUCCUAGAUGCGCGCAUGCGCACGAGCCACAUUUACAUCCGCGGCCUCGACGAAGAAGUGCUCGAUCGCACGAUGGCCAACAAGUCGGACGCGAUGCGCCGAGCGCUGCUCACGACGGCGCUCAACUUGGCCACGGUGCUGGACGACCGGGAGUUUCAUGCAUUCUAUGGCCGGUAUGUGCGACACAAACUCACGUGGAGGUCCAACUUUGAUUCGUCGGUGGAGAUAUUCCUCGGGGACGUUGCCGACGGCCUCCCCAAGCAGAUCCCCGAAGCCGCGCGGCGCCUCCUCGUCGACAGCCUCGGCCGCGUCCACAACGACCUGACGCUGGAGGCGCUCAACGUGUGUCGGUUGCGGGUCCUGAAUCGCGGCCGGCUCAUCCGCACCACGGCCACGCUGACCCGAACGUCCGUCAAACCAGACGACAAUGAGAGCGUGGACGCCCCCCUACGCGACUUGCCCAGCUCGUGGGACCGGCGCCGCACUGUGUUUUACCACAACUUGCCACCGAAAAUCACCGUCGAUACGGUGCGCCAUACGUUUCAAAACAUAGGACCGAUCGCGCGGCUGUGGAUGUUUGACGAACCGCGCGCCGAGUUGGCACCGGUGGAACCGCCACCCGCCACCGACGCGACCACCGAUGCAGCCGCCGCCGACGACGACACGCCAACCGACAAGAAACCCAAGAAGAAGCGCGUGUCCAGGAAAGCCAACAAGGAGCCUGAUCAACCGACCCGCGAUGUUGAUGCGGGGAAGGAAGCGGAAAAGACAGCGGCCAAGAUGCAGCAUGUGGUCGCAAGCGAACGGCACUCGACGUCGCAGUGCGUGGUCGAGUUUGAAUCGGAAUCGGCGCAACAGCGAGCGCUGCAUCCGGCGCUCAAGAUCUUUGGGGUCAUGGUCAACGGCGCCGAGGAAGUGCGCGCGACCUUCUCGACGGCGCCGGACGUGCGCAACGUCGUGACCAUCCAUUCGAUUCCGUUUUGUACGCAAAUCCACGACGUACACCGUCACAUCCAGGCAGCUCUCGGCGACGACCUGAUCAUUACGUUGGGCGGCAGUGCCCUCCCCGACCUGUUUGUGACCAAGGGAACGCUUGAGCUCGCGUUCAACUCGUUCGAAGAGGCGGCGGUGGUCGUCGAUAGGCUCACAACGUACUUGGACAGCCGCCCCGACCCCAAACACGAGCUGCCGUUCGUGGGCAAAGCCAAGCAAAAGUACCAGCCCACCACGACCAAGGUAUUUGUGACCAACCCCCUCACCAAGACCCUUCGAGCCAAUCGAGAAAAGGAAAAAGCCGACGACCUCCAGCGAAACACGACCCCCACCGUGUACCUCAAGUACGACGAAGGGGUCGACCCGGACGCGCACCGACCGUUUGAAGUCGCGUGGACGCCCGUGCCCCGACGUCGAUCAAGACACAUCUCGUAAACACGGAAUACUAGAGCAGGAUACAUAGAUAGAAUUGGUGGACUAAUACUGCUAGUAGUAAGUACUACAGUCCUGUACAUUGCA